GAAUAGACUCGCCCAUGAAUCCUCUUGAGGCUGUCGGUCACCAUGGUGGUGGCACACAACAGCGAGUCCAGACAGUGCACCAUCCGUCGCGUUUAGGAGCAAACGCACCGGUUAUAAAUGCCGCCUUUGACACUCCGUUGGUUUGCAAAUGGAUUAAAAUGGACAAUCGCCCGACGCGUGGAUCGCAUAUUCCUUUAAACUGGGAAUCUGAAGAUGGAAUAGCGAACAGCGGACACACGGAAUGCUGAAAAAUGCACUCGUCUGCAUAAAAUUUAAAGCAACGGCGUCUCUCGUAAAACAUUUUGUCGACACAAAAAUCGCCUGUCAACUCAAAGCGACGCUUCAGCGGCUGGGACUGCAUCAGCAGACUCCCUGCUCUUGUAGGAUUUGGACUAAGGACAACAAGAAAGCUCCGGGCUUGGGCUGUGGCCUGGGGACUGGAUCUUCAUUCUGAGGCUGCUCUUAUAAUCAAUUAUAGCGUUUAAAACCACUUCUGAGGUUCGGGCUGGAUUACUACACUCCAUUUAGUGUUUUCAAAACCAUGGCGUCCUAUGUGGAUAACAGUUUUCGGCAAGCGGUGAUGGUGAACCCGUCUGAGAGGACGCAACAGGACUUGGAGAUCGUAUAUUCCUACUUGCAUGGCAUGGAGGCGCUGUCCAAUCUUCGGGAACAUCAGCUGAGGAUAAUGUGCGAAACAGUCCGCUACGAAAGACACGAGGCCAACGAAGUGCUCUAUUAUCCGGAUGACAUUGGCACAUGCUGGUACAUUCUUCUCUCUGGAUCAGUUUUCAUCAAAGAGUCCAUGUUCCUGCCGCGGUCGAGUUUCGGGAAGAGAUCGGCUGGGAGCUUGCGUCGUGGAUGCGAGUGCAUCGUUCUGGAGCCGUCAGAGAUGAUUGUGGUGGACUAUAUGGAUGAGAAUGAGGAGUUUUUUCAGCGACAGGCAUCACACCGGCAGUCUCGCCGCAGGUUUCGCAAGAUCAACCAGAAGGGCGAACGGCAGACCAUCAUCGACACGGUCGACCCCUACCCAGUCGGCAAGCCGCCCAUAGGGCGGGGAUACCACACGGAAUGCGUUAAAGCACAGCUUCCGGCAGACUUCAGCAGAUUACACCUGGCAGACGGGAUUCACCCCCAGGUGACGCACGUUUCCUCCAGUCACUCAGGAUGUAGCAUCACCAGUGACUCUGGGAGCAGCAGCCUGUCGGACAUCUACCAGGCCACCGAGAGUGAGCCCGGCGACAUGGACCUCAGUGGCCUGCCCGAGACAGCCGUCGACUCCGAGGAGGAUGACGAUGAGGAAGAUAUCGAACGUGCCUCAGAUCCCCUCAUGAGUCGAGACAUUGUCCGAGACUGUCUGGAGAAAGACCCCAUGGACAGAACGGACGAUGAUAUUGAGCAACUGUUGGAGUUCAUGCACCAGCUACCAGCCUUUGCCAACAUGACCAUGUCAGUCAGACGGGAGCUCUGUGCUGUCAUGGUGUUUGCUGUAGUGGAACGGGCCGGCACCAUCGUACUUAAUGAUGGUGAAGAGCUGGACUCAUGGUCCGUGAUUCUCAAUGGCUCUGUGGAGGUGACACACCCAGAUGGCCGGACAGAAAUCCUGUGCAUGGGCAACAGCUUCGGUGUAUCCCCUACCAUGGAGAAAGAGUACAUGAAGGGUGUGAUGAAGACCAAGGUGGAUGACUGCCAGUUUGUGUGCAUAGCACAGCAGGAUUACUGCUGCAUUUUAAACCAAGUAGAGAAAAACAUGCAGAAGGUGGAAGAGGAGGGUGAGAUUGUGAUGGUGAAGGAGCACCGUGAACUGGAUCGCACGGGUACCAGAAAGGGACACAUUGUUAUCAAGGGCACAUCGGAGAGACUCACAAUGCACCUAGUAGAAGAGCACUCGGUGGUGGACCCCACCUACAUCGAGGACUUCCUUCUUACCUACCGCACCUUCCUGCCAGGCCCCAUGGUGGUGGGCAAGAAACUGCUGGAAUGGUUUCAUGACCCCAGCCUCAGGGACAAGGUUACACGGGUAGUCUUGCUGUGGGUGAACAAUCACUUCAACGACUUUGAGGGUGACCCCUCAAUGACACAUUUUCUAGAGGAGUUCGAGUACAAUCUGGAGAGAGAGAAAAUGUGUGGGCACCUGAGACUGUUAAACAUAGCAUGCGCUGCCAAAGCAAAGUUGCGGGUGGUGACCCUGACCAAACCCUCUAGGGAAGCCCCGCUGGCCUUCACCCUGCUGGGGGGUUCAGAGAAGGGCUUUCGUAUCUUCAUCGACAGCGUGGAGCCGGGCAGCAAAGCUGCAGAGGCUGGCCUUAAGCGAGGAGACCAGAUAUUGGAGGUAAACGGGCAAAAUUUUGAGAAUGUGCCGCUAUCCAAAGUCAACGAGAUCCUUAAAAACAACACGCAUCUGUCUAUUACUGUGAAAACAAAUCUUUUAGUGUUCAAGGAACUGCUGGCCAGACCUGACCAGGACCAAGAUCAGGACCAGGAUGAUGAACCAGAUAGAAAAAACGGGGCCCCUCACAUCCCCAAAAUCGGGGACAUCAAGAAAGCAACCCGCUACUCUAUCCCUGACCUGGCUGUUGAUGUGGAGCAAGUCAUGGGUCUUGAAAAAGCCAGCAAGAAAGCCAAAGCCAACACCGUUGGUGGCAGAAACAAACUGAAGAAGAUUUUUGAUAAGACACUGACCAGUAUUCUACCACCCAAACCGUACAAUGAUGUUGGGGUGGGUCAAUCCCAGGAUGACAGUAUUGUAGGGCUAAAGCAGUCAAAACAAAUCCCUCCUGCUCUUCCUGUCAGUGGAAACCUUUCAUCCAGCAACCCUGACCUGCUGCAGUCACAUCAUCGCAUACUUGACUUCAACAACCAGCCUGAAGGUGGGCCUAUAAACAUGUCUGAUCAGGUAUUGCGAGUGUUCAAGGCUGAUCAGCAGAGUCGGUACAUCAUGAUCGGAAAGGACACGACAGCUAAAGAAGUCGUAGCUCAGGCCAUCCGAGAGUUUGCCUUGACCGCCGCCGCCGAGGCCUAUUCGCUUUGUGAGGUGUCAGUCACACCUGAGGGUGUGAUCAAACAGCGCCGCCUCCCCGAGCAACUCUCCAAACUGGCCGACAGGAUCCAGCUGAGCGGCAGGUACUACCUGAAAAGCAACAUGGAGACAGAAACGCUGUGCUCGGACGAAGACGCCCAAGAGCUGCUGCGUGAGAGUCAGAUCAGCCUGCUGCAGCUCAGCACCGUUGAAGUUGCGACGCAGCUGUCCAUGCGUGCCUUUGAGCUGUUCUGCGCCAUCGAGCCCACCGAAUACAUCGAUGACCUGUUCAAGCUGAAGAGCCGUUUAUCCGGGCCGCCCAGCCUCAAGCUCUUCGAAGAGGCCAUCAAUCGGGAGACUUUCUGGGUUGCCACGGAGGUCGUGCGCGAACCCAACCAACUCAAGCGCAUGAAGAUCGUCAAGCACUUCAUAAAGAUUGCGUUGCACUGUCGCGAAUGCAAGAACUUCAACUCUAUGUUUGCCAUCAUCAGUGGUUUGAAUUUGGCACCAGUGUCCAGGCUGAGAGGCACGUGGGAGAAGUUGCCCAGUAAAUAUGAGAAGCUCUUCAGUGAUCUCCAGGACCUGUUUGAUCCAUCCAGGAAUAUGGCCAAAUACAGAAACCUUCUCAACAGCCAGAAUCUUCAGCCACCCAUAAUCCCACUGUUUCCUGUCAUCAAAAAAGAUCUCACCUUUCUGCAUGAAGGGAACGACUCCAAGGUGGACGGUUUGGUGAACUUUGAGAAGCUGCGGAUGAUCGCUAAGGAGAUCAGACACGUGGGCCGGAUGGCAGCUGUAAACAUGGACCCGGCUCUGAUGUUCAGAACCAGGAAGAAGAAAUGGAGGAGUUUAGGGUCACUUAGCCAGGGCAGUGCCAAUGCGGCCGUUUUGGAUGUGACCCAGACGGGCGGCCACAAGAAGCGUGUCAGACGGAGUUCCUUCCUCAAUGCCAAGAAGUUAUACGAGGACGCGCAGAUGGCACGCAAGGUCAAACAAUACCUGUCCAAUCUCACCCUGGAAACCAAUGAAGAGAGCCUCCAGACGCUUUCAAUGCAGUGCGAGCCCUCGAUCAACACAUUGCCAAAGACCGCUGGAGACAGGAAGAGACCCGACACGUCUCCUGUGGUGGCACGGGCUGUCCUCCACCAGCGCCAGCAGCUUCAAAAAGCCAACCAGGCGCUUCAAGUGCCUGCCGUCGCCCUUUACCCAUCUCGAAAGAAAGUGCCGGUCAAAGACCUACCACCAUUUGGUACAAGCUCACCAGGGUCUCUGAAGAAGAUAUUGUCCCUUUCGGAGGAGUCCGGACACAGAAAACAGGCAGAGGACAGUGUGUCCAACAACUCUUCACAACUGUCCUCUCCUCCCACGUCUCCUCACAGCUCACCGAAGAAAGCAGGGUAUGGACGAGCAGCUGAUUAUCUGUCAGACUCCGGUCACAGUGAGAUCUCCUCACGCUCCAGUCUGGUCAGCACCUCCUCUCUGGACAUGGGACAGGAGGAGCGCAGGCAGAGGUACGGAGGGCUGGCUGGGGACGGUCAUUGCAGCAGCCACCGCCUGGAGCGCAGGGCGACUACCGACCCUGACCAAUACAGUUUGGGGUCCUAUUCAUCCAUGCAGGACUGCCGGGGUCUGUACGCUGGCGCCACGGUUCUGUCCUCCCCCAGCUCCGAGGAGCUCACCCAGGACCAAGGCGACCGGGUCUCUCUCGACGCCGCCGAUUCUGGUCGUGGCAGCUGGACUUCUUGUUCCAGUGGUUCCCAUGACAACAUUCAGAACAUGCAGCAGGGACGUAGUUGGGAGGCACUAGCCGAGGGGGCGGGGCUCUGGGGAAGCCGAGGGAGCUGGGCGUCAGCUUGCUCCUCUUCGUCCUCGGUGGCCUGUUGGGGCGAGGAAUCCGAGGGCGACACGGGCACGAUCAAGCGGCGAGGAGGGAGAGACGUGACCACAGAUCCAGAAACCAGCAGCAUCACCUCCACUGGUUCUGAAGAGUCCAGACAGCAAAGUCGCCGGCCGUCGCCCAUCACCGCGGGCAACACCAAAGCCGUGCACACACGAAAGGACGGGCGUUACCGGGACCCCCCGCCCACACCGCCGGGCUACACGGCACUGACCAUCUCGGACGUGACGGAGAGCUCCGCCCACUCGGGCAGGAAACCCCCGGACUACACGACCGCCCUGCAGCGUUCCCGUCUCGUCACACAGUCCCCCGACUCCCAACAGCCCCCCGCCGCAGGGAAGCCCGUCCGGGGCCGAGAGGAGGAGGAGGCUGAGGAGGUGGAAGAGGAGGGUGAGUGCUUGUCUCCCAAACUCAGAUCUCAGAGGAGGAGAGGUCCACACACAGCAGUUCCCCCCAGGCCAUGAGUUACAUACACCACCCCAACAGGAAGAGGAUGAACAGGUGUCCGCUGUUUAAAAGGGGACGACACUGGCUUUUAUACGCUUGCUGAAGAGACUGAAGCAGGUCAAGCCAGAUCAUCCAGUCUACAUCUUGCUGGCACUGCCUCUCUCCCUCCUCAAUGAUGGAUUCAUCUCCCUGCCCUGCCUUAAAGCAUCACGAGGGGUUUGUUACCCUGCAUGCUAAAAAUACUGUGAAGAGAGGAGGCGAGCGGAAAAAAAAACUUAAUAAUUUGGCACUUUGGAGAACAGAAAAAUAAACUGAACUGACAACCGAACAGCGUUUUGACAUUCACACACACACAAAAACCAACUACUGUUACUGUUUAUCUACAGACAAUACUCCCUUCAUUCUGUUUAGGUGACACAAACUCAUUUAGACGUUUCUCUCAGCACUUGUUUUUAAGGCGUAAACUGAUGCACACAAUCGAUAUUUCAGUUGCACUCCUACAGGGUGUUUGUAGCCUGAAGGGCAAGAAAAGACUGCGACUUCUCAACAUUGUGCACCGACGACAAAACUCAUAUCUUGUGGUAUUACAGUAUUAUAUUUGCGGUCGGGCUGAGGAGCUCGGCUUUCAACUGGAAAACUAUCUGGAGAUCCAGACAUGCGUAGCACACUGCUUUAUUAUGGAAGGAGAUCCUGUGUGAAACCUUUUUGGAAAUUCUUGGUUUGGAGAGGCCUCAUAACAGGCAUAUGAAAAAGGCCGAACAUAUUUACAUCUGUUGAUGGUAGUGGAGGUACAAAACAACGUCGGUCCAGAGCCAAAGACUGUAGAUCGGAAAAUCAGCUCCAGCAAGCUUUUUUGUAAGUAAAGAGAUUGUGUUUUCCAUGCACACGCUCUUUUCCGAAAGUUUUUUUUUUGUUUGCUGAACACCUGUGUGGUUCAGAACAGUGCUCUUUGGCUGUGGUGCCCCCUGCUGGUCAACAUGAGAACAAACGGCUACUCAGGCAAAGGGGGCGUCAUCUAAUCUGGGUGCUACUUCUUACCUGACAUUAAGUGAUAAAUAUCUUUAGGAAGGUAUGUUUCGUGCCUGAAAUGUGGUGGUUUUUGGGUAAGGUUUAGUUUACAGAGUCGGGCCUCCAGAUCAGACCACCAGUACUGCGCUCAGCUUCCAGAAUCACCCAACAGUGCUUUCAAGACUCCGGUAGGCUGGAACACACAAACCAACCAGAAGGCUGCCAAUGAGAGCAGAGCGAGUCACUUUCAUUCUUUCGUUUUAAUCACUGAGUUUAAGCUGAUCACAUUGAUCAGUAGUUAGAAGUAUAAUAGAUGAAAGAGAAAAAGACGUUUGCAGUGUUUUCCACUGUACUCUGUAACAUCACCACUUUAAUCUUUCUUUCUCUAAUUGCCUGUUUGUUUGUUUGUUUGCAUUUAAUUUUCAGCUCCGUGCAUUUUUGUAACGGUUGCGGAUACAAACAUUUGUAACAGUAAAUAUCAACCAUCUGCUUCCACAUCAUUUUUUACUAAAUAUUCACGUUUCGGCAAGCCAAGAUGAGUCGCUUGUUUUGCAAAGUACGUUGCACAAAUUGUACAAGCAUAAAUACAAGGUAAAUAGUAGUAGGUAGCCGUUCUGCUACUUUGUUCGAUAUGUGAUGUCAAGUGAGAAAUGUACAUUUAGCUGGUAAAGAUUCUCUUUUUGUUUUCGUUUUGUUUUUUUGACUACUUUUACCUGUACGUCUUUUACAAAGACAAUUGGUGGAGUAUGUAUUUGUAUUUUCUUUUUGUCUUUUUUUUUGUUUCGUAUUUUUAAUACAAUAAUUGUAAAUAUUGGUUAUAUUUUUGUUGAAUUGUAGAAAUGUAUGAUGUUUAUGCCUCAACAUCUAGCUUAUAUGAAGCUGGGAAUCAAUAAAUUUGACGAAAUGAAUCAACUUAGAGUUUUUAAAUGCACUUAUUGUUGUUGUUGUUGAUAUUAUUCUUUUGUUUUGUUUGUCUUGCAUUAAUGUUUUUUUUUUUUUUUCCAAACAUUGUUAUUUUAAAUGACCUCUGGCACCAUCUAGUGUUUGCACAAGAUAAGACAUGGACGUAACUUGAAAUGUGUAUCUCAUACUUUUCUAACUGACAAAUGUAUGUUGGGGUUAAUAAAAAGACAUCCAUAUCUGUA
This is a messenger RNA of Misgurnus anguillicaudatus (oriental weatherfish), 7510 nucleotides long. It is a transcript of the gene rapgef2b, whose product is annotated as Rap guanine nucleotide exchange factor 2b. Lineage: Eukaryota; Metazoa; Chordata; Actinopteri; Cypriniformes; Cobitidae. The record is from RefSeq and is a predicted model, not a curated record. Gene Ontology annotation, biological process: small GTPase-mediated signal transduction. Gene Ontology annotation, molecular function: guanyl-nucleotide exchange factor activity; protein binding.